Molecule: messenger RNA, 1794 nt
Organism: Acaromyces ingoldii
Lineage: Eukaryota; Fungi; Basidiomycota; Exobasidiomycetes; Exobasidiales; Cryptobasidiaceae
Exons: 4
Coding region: 177-1622 (481 amino acids)
Biological process (GO): DNA-templated transcription; regulation of DNA-templated transcription
Molecular function (GO): DNA binding; zinc ion binding; DNA-binding transcription factor activity, RNA polymerase II-specific
Source: RefSeq, a predicted model, not a curated record
AGAUCAUGUAGGCUGGCGCUGAAAGACCACGCAGUCUCGUCUAGCCCAUACACGCAUUGACAGACAAGUGGACAUUGGUGUUUCGAGGCCAGACGCCGCCGCCGAGGCAUUCUAGCAUUCAAGCACAAGGACGAUGAAGAAGUCACGCGUCAACAUGGAGAGGCCGUGCACACAAGAUGCACGUGGGCGUCUUAAUGCAUGAGGGCUUCCUUGCAUGCUCUUUAUGCUUCCCAAUGUCAUCGGCCAGCGGGAGCUCUGCCCCAAGGAAACAAAAGCGGAUCCAUCGUGCUUGCGACAGCUGUCGUCGCCGCAAGCAUCGAUGUGACGGGCAAGAGGGCCAAAGAUGUGGCAAUUGCACCGCUGCGGGGCGUGCUUGCACGUUUAGCGAAAAGACGCAGCGAGCUUCUCGAAAGGAGGUCAACAGGCUCAAAGAGGAGCUUCAGUCGCUGAAGGGCGACAAGAAGAAGUCCAGAAGCGCGGCCCAGCCUGCUGAAGCAGAAGACCGGGCCUUUCUUCAGGACAGCUGCUUCCUCGGCGCUUCCAGUCCCUUUCAUCUCCUCUGCACACUUCAGAAGGAGAGCACGCGGGAAGUUCGAUCGCAAACCCUCGUGACUUCCGCCGCGCAUCCAUUGCUGACCGGCGAGAAGCUCCCGGGGGAGCAGCGGCAGAGGUUGGAAGAGGUGGUCGCCCAGGUCUGGCCAGAUGCUGCCACUGAAACCGCGCUCCUGGACGCUUUCUUCGCCCAGCCCCACUGGAUCUAUCCGAUGUUCUCGGAGGGUGCCUUUAAGAUACAGCUCUCUGACGAGGGAAGCAAAGGAGACUUCGACUUUGUCCGACUUGCCUUUGCUCUCUUUGCUGUGGCGUCUCGGUAUACAGAAGUGAUCGCCGAAUCGGAAGCUCAGCUGAUCGGGGCACGGUUUUACGAUGCUUGGCAACGAUUGGAGACUGGCGGGGCAAUCGUUUCUCUCUCCCAGAUACAGUCGAGCCUUCUUGCGACAAUCUAUCUAAUGGGUACGCAGCUGGCCGCCUCUCUCGCUUGGCUUCAGCUGGGCAAGACGGUUCGGAUGCUUCAGUCUGUAGGAGCGCACAGAAGGGGACUGGCUGAUCCAUGGACGAGAGCCUGGUGGAUCGCCUACACACUUGAUCGCGAGCAAGCCUGCAUCUUCGGUCGACCGUUGGCCAUCCGAGACGAAGAUUGCGAUGUCGGCCUCCCCGAGGAUGAAGAAGAAAGGUGGGAUAGACAGACGCCCUUGAGAGGCUUCAUCUCGACGCUGCGGCUUGAUGCGAUCAUAGGGUCAAUCCUGCUCUCAGGCGCGCCAUCUGGGCGAGCGUCACAUGACGAACACCUCGUUCUGGACAGGCUCGAGCAGUGGCGAGCGACGAACCCGCUUCCAUACGACUUGCAACAAGCCAAAACCCCACUCUUCAUCCAGAGCUCGAUGCUCUUUCUCAAGUAUCAUUACUGCCGGAUGCUGCUGGCUCGAAAGGCGUUUCUUCGCGGAGAAGCGUUCCAACCAACGCUGGAGGCGUCUCAAGGCAUUGCCAAGAUCAUCGAUGGCCUGCUGCAGAGACAGCAGCAGGCGGUCAUAUGGCUCAUGCGCGGUGUGCAGAGACUGCGUUGACUCUUGUGCUGAUGCACCAUCGGGCUCAGUGCACGGACUCUGAGAGUAUACUCAAGUGUGCAGAUGGCCUCAGUCAGCUUUCAGAGCGGUGCGUUGAACGGUCUCUCCUCCAAUCUGUGCCCCCUCUAAGUGUCUACGACCAACAGAUGGAUUCUUGCAAAACACUUGCAUC